AUGGCUGAAGGCGACCCUAAGAAACCAAAGGGCAUGAUGUCUGCAUUUGCUUUCUUUGUGCAGACAUUCAGAGAAGAACACAAGAAGAAAAAUUCAGAGGUCCCUGUCGAUUUUGUGGAAUUUCCCAGGAAGUGUUCUAAGAGGUGGAAGACAACAUCUGGGAAAGAGAUGUGUAAAUUUGAUGAAAUUGCAAAGGCAGAUAAAGAAUGCUAUGAUUGGGAAGUGAAGGAUUAUGGACCAGCUAAGGGAGGCAAGAAGGACCUGAAUGCCCCCAAAAGGCCACCAUCUGGGUUUUUCCUCUUCUGUUCCGAAUUCCGCCCCAAGAUUAAUUCCAUAAACCCUCGCAUCUAUAUUGAAGACAUGGCCAAAAAGCUGGGUGAGAUGUGGAAUAACUCAAGUGACAGGGAAAAGCAGCCUUACAGCACCAAGGUGGCGAGUCUGCAGGAGAAGUCCGAGAUGGGUGUUGCUGACUGUUAA
Molecule: messenger RNA, 477 nt
Organism: Cynocephalus volans (Philippine flying lemur)
Lineage: Eukaryota; Metazoa; Chordata; Mammalia; Dermoptera; Cynocephalidae
Product: high mobility group protein B3-like
Exons: 1
Coding region: 1-477 (158 amino acids)
Biological process (GO): regulation of transcription by RNA polymerase II
Molecular function (GO): DNA binding, bending
Source: RefSeq, a predicted model, not a curated record